This is a messenger RNA of Capronia coronata CBS 617.96, 3609 nucleotides long. RefSeq lists its product as uncharacterized. Bases 1 to 3609 code for a protein of 1202 amino acids. Gene Ontology annotation, molecular function: protein binding. NCBI's taxonomy places the organism in Eukaryota, Fungi, Ascomycota, Eurotiomycetes, Chaetothyriales, Herpotrichiellaceae. The record is from RefSeq and is a predicted model, not a curated record. The transcript has 2 exons.
AUGGCGCCUGUGAUUGUCGCGCCUCCUCUUUCCAAGACUUCGUCGACAGUCUCUCGAGACGACAUCCCCUCUCAGCCACUAGACCCGAUCGAAAAUGAGGCGGAGCCACUUCCCUUACAUGGCUACGACCGGCUCGACGACACUCCUCAGUCGCGAGCAAGAAGCAGCGCCGGAGUAAACCAUCACACUGCCACAGCGACCGCAUUCCACAAACUGCCCGUCGAGGUCAUUCAAAGGAUAUUGUGGAUGGUAGACGCCAAUACGUUUGCUUCAUUGGUGCUAUCGAGUAAAGCAUGGUAUAGUAUCGCGCAGAACAAGGAGCUUUACGCCCAUCAUUUGUCACGAUGUCCUUCUUAUGCUCUGGCCAAUACGGUUAUUACGGGCCCCUUUCGCAAGAACGAUCUACUUCGACUCAAGUCAAAGUUUGCUCAGGAGGUUCGCCGCAACCUGUUUCAAGCCUACCUGCGACCCCGGCACACGCUCAUCAACCUCAUCUCUGUCAACGCCAGCUCCUCUGCUGCUCUACCUGGUGCAGAGGCGUUCCGAUUUUCGUUCUCGCCCAAUGGGCGGACCAUUCUCGCGCUUAGUUCCUCGAGGAUCUAUGUCAUUGACGCGACUAGUGACAUUAUCACGGUGCGCAGAGAGUUAAAGCCCAUGAGGAGGCCUCUUUCUGCUUCAAUCACGGACGACGGCUUAAUACUAGCAGUCCUGUCGUCCAAGUACCAAGCGAACAUCUACCAGCUGAACCCUGCCGGUGUCAAGCACUCGCAGGUGCUAGUCAUGGACAACCCUCCUAGGACGAUCACACUGGCUCCAGAAGGGACGGUAUUGGCUGCUGCUUAUGAUGCAGGUGUUGAAGUGUUCUCCUUGGCUCCCAGUGCUCUAUCCACAGACCGCCGGGCAGUUCGAAGUGAAGCCAUCGAUAGCUUGAACUUUUCUGGAGAUGGGUCGAUCUUGGUUGGAAGCACGCAGAGUUUAGACGAGCCAUCAGCAGUCGUCAUCACAGCUCCUUUCUACACCGAAAACGAUCUCCCUCCGAAGGAGGUACACAGCCGCAUGUGGACGACCCAGAUCCUCUUCCCGCAGAUUAGCAGCAUAUGCAGUCAUGCGGAGCUACUCCAGGGCCACACCGAGGGCGAUGCUAAUUGGCUUUUCGCUUACGACCACACCCUGAUGACCUACAGAGCAGUGCGCACCGAUGACACACGAACAGGUGUUGCCUACUUUUUGAACCCGAUCGCGAACGUACGGUUUGACACACCAAUGCCUUGUAUGGCUCCGACUGCGACGGCAUGUGGAACUCUUGUCGUGGCUGGCUUCGGCGAAAAUGGACUGUGGAUAUAUGGAAUUCCGGAAAAAUUGGACGUGUGCCCAGACAUGGGUUCUGUAGUCGAAAGAAACGAACAGCGACUCCGAGGCGGCGUUCGACUUACAUCGGCAACGGGACACCUUGAACCCUUGAUGGCCUAUUCCCCAUCCAUCUCUGGGAGCAGUGAGGAGAUAGAGGACGAUUCAAUAGCAGCCAAAGUGGACUGGCGGGAGAGUUUGUUUGUCAAAGGUCAACAGAUCCGAGGUUUCCAAGAGUGUACCGCGGCCAAAUGGGUCGAGAUUUCUGAAGAGCAAGAGGUCACUCUGACUGGAAAGAGACUGGUUGUGAUCGCCCCCGGCGGCAUUGACCAGUUCGUCGAAGAGCUUGGCGACGAGACUAUGCCCGUGGAUGGGUCACGCGUCGCAAUCCUAGAUUUCGAUUACUCGCCCAGUGCCGGGCAAGACCGCGAGAUCACCAUUGAAGUCGGUGACAAUGAACCGGAACUGCUGACAGAACAGAUGAGUGAUAUGGACAUCGAGGUCGCGAUGGAAAGACGCCGGACUGUCAGGGACCGAGGAAGAGGGGGUACCAUACUGCCCUUGGGCCGGUCUGCUACUGCAGCGGCUACGAAACAGGGCUCCUCAUGGGCACAGCGACAGACUGGUCCCUUGCGGCCAUCAUCUCCCCUGGAUAUCGAUGCACAAAUGGCUCAGGCGCAUGCUCAGAGUCAAGUUCAGCAACCGAAUGCAGCAAACUUGUACAGAUCUGCCACUGCGGCAGGCUUCACCACCGCCAGAUAUCCACCAAGACCGCCUCUUUCUACGCAGCAACAAGACCCAGCGUAUAUCCCGCAUCAGCCAUACCCUCCAGUCAACGUUUGGGAUUCCCCGCCACCGCCGUACGCCACCAACUUCUACGAAUCAGUCGAGCCGGGUAUGUCGCUGGGAUCCCCUCUUGGACAAUCUACUGCGGUGGUUAGCCACGAUCCUAUGGACGCAGGUUUAGGAGGUAUCUCAGAAAACGCUCAUCCAUCUGUCCAGAACCAGGUCCAUCCAGCACGACAGGAUUUUGACCACACACAUUUUCCUCGGCCAAGUCAUUAUCAGACGCCGGUCGCUUCGCAACCUCAUUCUAACCUAAACGCUGACUUCGGAUAUGCGCCAACAGGACGCUCCACCGGUCAUUACGGUUCGUCGACACAUGGCGCCUCUCAACAUGCGGCUAAUUCACGGUUGCCUUACAAUAGCUCACCAUCUGCGCUAGAUGCGCCCACAAAUCCGUCUCCCAAACCAGAAUCUCAUGAAGGCCAGGUAUCACCGUUGCUGACACCGGGAGGUAGCUCUCCCUUCAACGUGAAUCACCCAAUUCGAAGGUCGCCUGAUGCAAGCCCGACAGGCCAGCCUUCACCGCUGCCGACCCCGUUAGGCUCGAUAACAUUGACAGGUAAUAAUCUGCAAGCUCGUCUCAAUCAUCCCGUUCCGCCAGUCCCACCAACCUCGGAGGCAACGCGGACGCCACAAGGUCCCAUAGGUCAACCAACCGCUCCACUACCACUACCGGACAACAGAGAUCAGAAUUCCGCAGAAGCACCGAGUGCUCUUGCUGCUCAAUACUCAGUUGCGCCUCCCACUCCUGGUCAAAUGGCGAACCUGAACCGGCGCAUAUCGCAGACGAAACGCAAGCUUCUUGCCCCGACCUCCCUCGCCAACACGAAAACUCAUAAUAUGAGUGGUAAAGGUAGAGUGCCAACUCCUCCUCGCGCCGCCUGGGGGGCUGCCGGUACUCCUGGUUCGCCCUCCUUCAACAAUGCCAUCAACCUUCCCAAUGGGCUGUCAAGGAGCAGUUCACGAAAUAGCGGCCGUUCGAUUUCUUUUUCAGCGUCUACUCCGAAUCUACGUUCUUUAACGGGAGGAUAUACCGACCGGCCCCGGAUGGACAGACUCGAGACAAUUGAAAGCGUGUCCAGUUCGUACGGACCUGGCGAGCCAGGGUUUAGGUCUCACGCUGUUCCGAAUGGAGCGGGUCCAAAUACUAUCACUUACUCGCCGCAACAGUUCGCCAAUGGAUAUGGCCAUCCAAAUUCGCAAUCGCCUUACCAGCAAGCCGGGGCCCUUCAGGCAACGGUGUGGGCAGACAGCGGAGAUGGGCUCUUUGGCUCUGCAAUCCCCGAGUCCUCGAAGAAGACAAAAAUAAAGAGGAGGAAGGGUGGUCCAGAACUUCUUGGAAGAGCGCAGACCAUGCCUACAUCCACUGCAGGUGGCCCCACCCCAAAGAAGGAAAGAAGAUGUAUUGUAAUGUGA